CGACAGAGACGACCACAACGCAAUGGGCAGGCCGAGCAAGACAUUCGGCAUCCCAGGCUCCGCUGCGCGUGGCGGUAGUGCUGCCUCGCGUGGUCGCUUCGUCAAGCAGCGACCUGCAGCACCGGCAACCGCGGGUCAUACCGAUACAACAACUGCGAAUUCGACCGAAGACAAGUUUAACGCCAUUUCGCUUGCUUCUGGCAUUGAUGACAAGUUUGGCUUUACGCGCUACGAGGCUGGACCGACGCGCCAAGGAUGGCUCAUCAAUAUGCAUCCAACGCUUCUUGUCGAUGCAGACCAUGCAACGGGUCGCGCUGCCGUCGAUUUUUACUUUCUACAAGACGGUGGUGACUCUUUUCGUGCGACGAUUCCAUAUGAGCCUUACUUUCUGAUUGCCGUCAAGGUCAACCAUGAGGCAGAGGUGGAGGAAUUUCUGCGACGCAAGUUUGAAGGCGUUGUACGGCAUCUAUCGCGUGUACAGCUAGAAGAUCUACGCAUGCCGAAUCACUUGACUGGCUACAGACGCACCUUCAUCAAGGUCACCUUUUCAAAUACCUCAGAUCUCUUUGAAACUAAACGAUUCUUGGCGCCAGUCGUGGAGAAGAACAAGAGCAAGAUGGAUGCCAUGGACGUGUACAAUGAAGUGGCUGCACAAAACUUUUACAACGACGACGAAGAAGCCCUUGCUUCUGCCAAGCAAGAUCCAACCGAGGCGAUCGUUGACUUGCGCGAGUACGAUGUUCCUUACCAAGUCCGCGUUGCGAUAGACAAAGAUAUUCGCAUUGGAAAGUGGUAUGAUGUGACGGCCAAGCACGGACAAGUCUCCUUUUCAGUGGUGGAGUCUCGCAUUACGCGUGCUGAUCCGGUCAUCAUGGCCUAUGACAUUGAAACAACCAAACUACCGCUGAAGUUCCCAGAUGCUGCUGUCGACCAAAUCAUGAUGAUAUCGUACAUGAUUGAUGGCGAAGGUUUCCUCAUCACGAAUCGCGAGAUUGUUGCAGGAGAUAUUGAAGACUUUGAGUACACGCCCAAACCAGAGUUCAAAGGCCCAUUCAUGAUAUUCAACGAACCUGAUGAAAAAGCCGUUAUCGAACGUUUCUUUUCGCACAUUCAAGACGCCAAGCCGACCGUCAUUGUCACCUACAACGGUGACUUCUUCGACUGGCCCUUUGUCGAGACGCGAGCACUCAUCCACGGUAUUGACAUGUUUGAGGAGAUUGGGUUCAGGAAGAACAAUGAUGACAUCUAUCAGUCACGCUACUGUGCGCAUAUGGAUGCCUUUGCUUGGGUCAAGCGCGACUCGUACCUGCCUCAAGGAAGUCAAGGUCUCAAGGCCGUCACGACUGCAAAGCUCGGGUAUGAUCCCAUCGAGCUGGAUCCUGAGCUCAUGACGUUGUACGCGAGCGAAAAGCCGCAAGUCUUGGCGCAGUACUCUGUAUCCGAUGCUGUGGCAACCUACUACCUCUACAUGAAGUACUGCCACCCAUUCAUCUUUUCGCUAUGCAACAUCUUGCCCCUUAAUCCAGAUGACUGCCUUCGUAAGGGUACAGGUACACUGUGCGAAAUGCUACUGAUGGUGAAUGCAUACUCAGAUGGUAUCGUGCUGCCCAACAAGUACGUCGAAGAACCCGAACGCUUCUUUGAAGGUCAUCUACUUGAAUCAGAGACUUAUGUCGGCGGUCACGUCGAGUCUCUUGAAGCAGGCGUCUUUCGCAGCGAUAUACCCGAGAAAUUUGAGAUUCAGCCAGAUGCGAUACAGGGACUUAUUGAUGACUUGGAUCGCGCUCUGCAAUUUUCGAUCGAGGUCGAAGCGGGGAAGAGUAUGGACGACGUCGAAGACUACGAGGACAUCAAAGCUCAAAUUAAAUCACAACUCGAAGAGCUGCGUGAUGAACCUUCUCGAAACGAUUGCCCCAAAAUCUACCAUUUGGACGUUGCCAGCAUGUACCCAAACAUCAUGACGACCAAUCGGCUGCAGCCCGACUCUAUUGUGGACGAGUCAAAUUGCGCUACUUGCGACUUCAACCGGCCUGGCAAAACAUGUGAUAAGCGGAUGACUUGGGCAUGGCGUGGCGAAUACUACCCGCCAAAACGUGAUGAGUACAACAUGAUCAAGCAAACACUUGUUUCUGAGCAAUUUCCUCCCAGGUUCCCCAUGGGCAAGCCUCGUACAUUUGAUCAAUUGCCGGCACAAGAGCAGAUGACACACAUCACAAAACGGCUUGGCGACUUUUCUCGUAAGGUUUAUCACAAAAUCAAAGAGACCAAGACAAUUGAGCGUACAACGAUCGUUUGCCAACGCGAAAAUCCGUUUUAUGUCAAUACUGUCAAGGGCUUCCGAGACAGACGCUACGAGUACAAGAAUCACCAAAAGACUUGGAAGCGUAAUGCUGAGCAGCUCGCUGCUGCAUCUGCUUCGCCGCUUGAGGUCGAUGAUGCCAAGAAGAUGGUCAUUUUGUAUGACUCUUUGCAACUAGCACACAAGGUCAUUCUCAACAGUUUCUAUGGAUAUGUGAUGCGCAAAGGCUCUCGCUGGUACUCCAUGGAGAUGGCAGGUGUGACCUGCUUGACUGGUGCAACCAUCAUUCAGCUUGCACGACAGCUUGUGGAAAAGAUAGGCCGUCCUUUAGAGCUCGAUACGGACGGAAUUUGGUGUAUUCUGCCUGCAACCUUCCCAGAGAACUUCACAUUCAAGAUGCGCAAUGGCAAGCCCUUAUUCAUCUCCUACCCCUGUGUCAUGCUUAAUCAUCUCGUUCACGACAAGUUCACCAAUCACCAGUAUGAAGAUUUGAUUGAUCCGAAAUCCUUCAAGUAUGAGAAGCAUUCUGAAAAUUCCAUCUUCUUCGAAGUUGAUGGGCCAUACAAAGCCAUGAUUCUACCGACGUCAAAAGAAGAAAAUAAGAAUCUCAAGAAGCGAUACGCCGUAUUCAACGACGAUGGCACGCUUGCAGAACUCAAAGGAUUCGAGGUGAAGCGACGCGGUGAGCUCAAACUCAUCAAAGUCUUCCAGACACAAGUCUUCAAAGUCUUUCUUGAGGGCAAAGACUUGCAAGAAUGCUAUGCUGCGGUUGCCAAGGUCGCUGACAAGUGGCUUGAUGUGCUGUAUAGCAAAGGCGCGACCCUUGGCGACGAAGAGCUUGUUGAGCUAGUUUGCGAGAACAGGAGCAUGUCCAAGACAAUUGCCGAGUAUGGCUCGCUCAAAUCCACUUCCAUCUCAACGGCGAAAAGACUGGCGGAGUUCCUGGGUGAUCAGAUGAUCAAGGACAAGGGCCUUGCGUGCAAGUACAUCAUCUCAGCUCAGCCAAAGUCGGCACCAGUGACAGAGCGCGCUGUUCCCAUCGCCAUCUUUUCUGCUGAAGAUAGCAUCAAGCGCCACUUUCUUCGCAAAUGGCUCAAGGAUCCUGGCCUCACGCAAUUCGACUUGCGCAGCAUCUUGGACUGGGACUAUUACUUGGACCGGUUCGGCUCCGUGAUUCAAAAGCUCAUCACGAUGCCAGCUGCGAUGCAGAAAAUCAGCAACCCCGUCCCGCGAGUUGCGCACCCAGAUUGGCUAAACAAGCAACUCGCCACAGCCUUGGAUCCUUUCAAGCAGAGCAAGGUGACUAAGUUUUUCUCUCACCAAGAACCAGUCUUGCAAGCAAAGGACGCCAAUAUCCUCAAUCACGCUAUACCAGACCUUGAUGACUCUUCUGGCAAUGCUGAGAAGCGCAUUAGCAUUUUGACUUCAAAACGCAAAGAGCGUAGCAGGACAAGCAUGGCUGAACAGCCCGAAGUUAUUCAGCCUCUGCCACUGGCAGGGUAUGAAGGUACGGUGGAAGAAAAUGGUCACGAUGUCUGUGGCUACACCGUAUGGCUUCGCCAUCAAAAGAAAAAAUGGAAGGCGCAAGCUGCCGCGAGGCAACGUCGCCGACAAAUCAUGGGCGAGGAUGAAAUUCGAAGACCAGGCGUGCGUGGUGGUGGUGCUAUCGAGCGUUUGCGCAACAAGGCUGCUGAACGCAUCGCCGCGGAUCACUAUGAGAUACUGCAAGUCCAUGAAACGGAUGAGCCCGGUGUGCUCAAGGCCUGGGUACUUAUCGGUCAAGCAACCUCAAGCAUACGCUUGCGCGUCCCUCGGUCGUUUUAUGUCAACUUUCGAGAUGGAGCUGAUGUACCCGACAUCAAUCUUGCCGGCUGCAAGAUGACGGAGACUGUGGCGAAACUACCAAGCGGGCAAAUGUCGACCAAAAUGUUCCUUGUCACGAUGUCGGAAGGAACCUACCAGGGAAGCAGCAAGGAAUUGGCUGCUCUGGUGUCUCACCCCAGCGUCGAAGGAAUUUACGAGCGCCAAUUGCCACUCGUCGAUCGCGCUCUCAUCAGCCUCGGUUCACAAUGCUCUUUCGUUGAGACUCGUGCAGGAGCUCUUGGUGAAGCCAUGUCAAAUGGCUUCGCUCUGACUUCACUCAAGGAGUUGGAUGCUGCAACCAAGAACAAUUACUUGUCAAGCAUUGACUUCCACUACAUCUUCAUUAUGCACGUUGUGGCCGGCCCCAAGGAGAUGGUAGCCUUCUUUUCUUCUCACAAGUCCGAGGCUGUUUUCGUGUCUUUUGAUACAGCCCGCGAGCAAGGCAAGGCAAAUGUUGUGCGCAUAUAUCGUGAGCAGCGACAAGCAGCGCUUGAAGCACUCGGAGACUUGGCCGAUAAGUAUCCUAAUGAGAUGGCCGUCAAUAAUCAGGUUCACAACACUGAGCCAAGGUAUCUCCGAGCCAUCGCCGAUGCCAUUAAGACGAUGAAGGCGGAGCAGCCCGGGCCCCACAUGGUGGUGCUCUCGACUCCCUCAGAGGCGUUCCUGCAGAAGGUACCGUCCUUGGCUGAUCAGCCCGUCAUGCGCAUGCCUGGUGACGAGAACUUGGCAUCUGCACUCGACUGGGCCAACGCGGCUGCUAAGCUCGCUGUGAUUCGAUACCUAUCAGCUCGCGCAUGGCUAGACUAUCGACUCUUGCUCGCUCGAUAUGGACGCUUGCCUAUAUGCAAUCUUGGCGAAGAUGAAGCGCGGACUGUGAUUGACGUCACGAUGGCCAGACAACUGAAGGCUUUGGACGUUGUGUUGUGGUGGUCUGAUGCCCCUCAAGCUGAUCAAGGUGGUCGAGAGUUGGACGAUCUCAGCAAAUCUCUGGAGACGGUUGACUCCGUCAAAGUCAAUACGCCUGGAGCUUAUUCGACCGUGUGCAUUGAACUUGAAGUCCGCAACCUCAUCAUUUCCACUAUGCUGAAUUCUGCGGUCAUUAAUGAGCUUGAAGGGUCGUCUGCUGAUGACUCUUUCUUGUCUAUUGCAUCUGGCGAUAUGCAGGACGGCGCUUUUGCGUCUCCGUCGAUCGCAGCAUUCAAAGCUUUGUUGAAGGAUUGGUGGCGCGAAGCGUCUGUCGGCACCCCGGAAGCCGACAUCAUGAUUGACAGCGCGGUUCGAUGGAUCAAAUCGCAAGACUCUGCCCUUUAUGACAAAAAUCUGGACCUCUACUCGCAGCGAGUCAGCAACAAAGCCUUCUUACAGCUCAUGGCGGAGUUUCGAAAAGUCGGCAGUCGCGUCAUCUUUGGCGCGCCUGGUCGUAUUCUGAUUCAAACCACCAAGACUCAUGUCGGCACAGCCUAUGCCUAUGGACAAUACAUCGUCAAAGCAAUCCGCUCCAAGACCCUUUUUCACUUCAUCGACAUGCAAAUUGCAGAAUACUGGGAUUAUCUCUUGUGGCUUGAUGAUGUCAACUAUGGUGGCUAUUGCACGAAGGAAGUGACUUCCGAGGAUCAAGAGAUGACCGUCGCGAUGCAGUGGAAUGUCAAGCACUAUCUGCCCAAGGCAUUGAGCGAUGUGUUCGAGGACUGGGUGGUGGAGUACAUGGGCGACAUGUACGAUGUGAAGCGCGAACUUGCAGACACUACGUUGACACAGCGAGCUAAUGCUGCUGACCAGGAGGCGCUCGAAAAAAAGAUGAGCGAUGUCACGACCAAAAUCAGUGGGCCCUUGCGAAAGCAGAUCCAACAACUUGCGCUGAGGUACAAGCAAUGGCAACUGCUAGAUGAAGAGGACCAACAACAAAAUGAUACUUUUGCAAUGCAACACAAGCCGGCUGGCUUCGAGCCAACAGAAGCGCCCCUUUUGUCAAUGGUAAAGAGUCUUUGUGCGGUUUUCAUGCUUGUUGGCGAGGCUGCCCAGGCCAACCGUGUCCUCAGGAGAGAUUUGCUCCAAGUACUGGAUGUUCGCGAAUUCGCCAACAAGGCCAAGUUUAUUGACCCAUGCAAUUCUGUGACGCUGUCGCGCCAUUGCUGCCAGCGCUGCUCAAACGUCCAGGAUUUGCAGAUAGGACGAGAUCCAGCUCAGCAACUCUCUUCGAUGGUGACGGAGGGUGCGUCCCGCAUGGCUCCUGCUUGUACUCGUUGCGGUGCAACCUUCGACAUGCUGGCUGUGCAAGAAGCGCUUAUUGUCCACUUCAUGAGCUUUGUUGCCCAGUACCAAAUGCAAGACUUGCGUUGUGGAAGGUGCAAAAAGAUUAAAGCUGGCAAUUUGGCUACAUACUGUGUCUGCUCGGGUCUGUGGACGGAGACGAUCAAGCGUGAGACUGUCACUAGUCGCCGAAUCUUGCUCAGCCGUCUGGCCGCUGGGCUCGAUAUGGAGCUGUUGGAAUUUGCCUUGAGAGACUUCGGCUCGUUGUAGAAAGACAUGCUUGUAGAGAUCAUCCGUCUCAGUGGACACCCUGAGCUUUAUAUGCACUGUUUGCUGGACAUUUUAGAUUGCUAUCGGCAGCACUUCAAGCGCGAUUCGUACAGACAACCACUUUUUGUUAGAAGGGAC
This is a messenger RNA of Protomyces lactucae-debilis, 6820 nucleotides long. Its product is annotated as DNA polymerase epsilon. Gene Ontology annotation, cellular component: epsilon DNA polymerase complex; nucleus. Gene Ontology annotation, molecular function: zinc ion binding; nucleotide binding; DNA-directed DNA polymerase activity. The coding region runs from base 23 to 6682 and encodes 2219 amino acids. The record is from RefSeq and is a predicted model, not a curated record. Gene Ontology annotation, biological process: DNA replication proofreading; mitotic cell cycle; leading strand elongation. The transcript is spliced from 3 exons. NCBI's taxonomy places the organism in Eukaryota, Fungi, Ascomycota, Taphrinomycetes, Taphrinales, Protomycetaceae.